Nicrophorus vespilloides is the source of this 2497-nucleotide messenger RNA. RefSeq names its product tetratricopeptide repeat protein 27. The transcript is spliced from 3 exons. NCBI's taxonomy places the organism in Eukaryota, Metazoa, Arthropoda, Insecta, Coleoptera, Silphidae. The record is from RefSeq and is a predicted model, not a curated record. Gene Ontology annotation, molecular function: protein binding. The coding region runs from base 153 to 2459 and encodes 768 amino acids.
UACUAUAGAAUCGGUGACUGCGCCACCGCAGUAGCCAUUGGUCUUGAAGUUGUGAAUUGUAUUAAAUGUUUUGAGGUUAUGCAUAUGGUACAUGCUGUGUUCAUCAUUCGUAAAAAAACGUCUUAGUGAUUGUGAAUGGUAAAUUAUUAAAAAUGGCUCAAAACGGUGAGAAUGUUGAAUAUUUGCGGCGUAUGCUUCUUGAAGCUGAUGGUAGCCCAGACAGUGAGAAGGAGAUAGAAGAAGUAUUGCUUGAUAUCAAAGACUCACAUUACUGGCUAACAUUGAAGGAACAUAAUUAUUGUAAUAGUAAUUUGAAGAGACAUUUUGAAACAAAAUCAGAAGUAGACAGGGAAAAAUUCUUCCGGUUUGCUAUCUCUUGCAUAUCUACCUUUGUCCAAGCCAAUUUCACAGGGCCUCCAAUUAAUGAUGAAACAGAUCAUUUUUUAUGCAAUAACCAAGAUUUGCAAAAUGUUGAUUUUAGAAAACUGUUAGCUGUCAGUAAUGAGGAGAUAAAUAUAAAUACAAAGUAUCCAUCUCUAUUGAUUGCUAGUCAAGUUGUGUUUAAAACUUGUGAAUUAAUACCAACCCUUAACUUAUGGUGGCAAUGGAGAGGCCUCUUGGUUCACCAGAGAAUCCUAGAGGAAUUAAGUCCAGCCUUGCUAUCUAAUGCUGAAAAUAUACAAAAAGAUAUGCGUGACUUGCACCUAACAGAAUCUGGAAAUCUGGGUAUUUUAAUGAACAUUGAACAAGCACAGCUAUUUGGAAAAUUUAGGAGUAUAGCUAAAGUAGAUCAACAUAUCAAAGCAGCUGCAAAAUCUUUGGGAUUAAAACAUGAAUUAAUUGGUAAAAUGGGCAAAAGAACAAAGCAUCAAGAAAAUGAUAUACCUCAGCUAAGUUUGAAAGUGGAAUUGGAGAGAAGAGAAGGUCUUAGUAGACACUUGGUCACUAAAAAUGAGGGUCCCAUAAAUGUGGCUCUGAAUGAUGAUGUACGUUUGGAAACUGUUGAAUUUGCUGAUAAAAAUGAAGCACCAGAGCUCAGUGACUUAGAACAAAAACUGCUGCUUUUAGUUGCACAACAUAUGAUCAUGUCUAAACCACAAGAUGAUUUAUAUUUUGAAGAGCUGAAGCCUUUUAUUGAUACAGUCCUCAGCCAGAAUAAUACUUGGUGUGUAGCUGCGUAUACCCUGCAGUUGCGUUGCAAUUUGGAGGCUAAACAUAAUAGGACUAUUGAACGAUGUCUAAUCCAGUGCGAAGAAGUGCUAAAUUCAGUGAAGAAAGAAAAUCCGCCUGUCAUAAGAAGGAUUACCGGUUGUUAUAAUACCAGCUUAAAUCCAAUCUGGAUGGUAGAAGAAACGUAUGCUCACUUAAUGUUAAAUUUGGGAUUGAUUAAGGCGAGUUUGGAAGUUUACAUGAAACUGCAACUCUGGGAAGAAGUUAUUGUCUGUUAUACGAUUCUUAAAAUGCGUCACAAGGCGACCGAAAUUAUCAAGAAGCAGUUGAACAUUCGUCCUACAGUCAAAUUAUAUUGUUUGCUAGGCGAUGCAACUGAUGAUUUAAGUUGCUAUGCUAAAGCUUGGGAGUUUUCAAAGAGACGCAGCCACAGGGCGCAAAGGCACUGGGGCUUGUAUUAUUUCAUUAGGAAGAAGUAUGCAGAGUGCAUUCCACAUUUCGAAAAAUCGGUAAGUAUAAAUCCGCUCCAGGCCAUAGUUUGGCUUCGUUUGGGCUUUGCUGCGUUGGAAACCCAGAAUUGGCAGAUCGCUGCAACGGCUUACCGCAGAUACACAACACUGGAGCCGGAUGGUUUCGAAGCUUGGAACAACCUGGCACAAGCUUAUAUCCGACUCGGAAAUAAGAGAAGUGCGCAUCAUGCUCUGCAAGACGCCCUGAGAUGUAACUUUGAUAACUGGAAAGUGUGGGAGAACUUUUUGGUGGUCAGUGCCGACAUUGACAACUACUCGGACGUGAUUCGGUCGUACCACAAACUGCUCGAUCUUAAGGGCAAAUAUACAAAUAUCGAUGUUUUAAAAGUUUUGGUUUAUGGAGUCUGCAACGAAAACAAUGCAGGAGAUAAAGCGCUCAUGAAGAAAACCCGCGAGUUGCUGGGAAGAGCAACUUCAAUAUUUCCUGGUGAUGGUAUCCUUUGGGAACUAUACGCUUGCGUAGCACCUAUUCUUAUGCUAAAGAUUCAAAGGCUUCAGAGGGCAUUGAGGGGAUUUACCCAAGGAAGUUGGACAAAUGAUAUCGAAGUUUGCAAGCAUGUCCUUUAUAUCUGCCUAAAGUUAGGAGAAGCCGUUAUGGAUGACUCCAUCUCAUCGAAAGAUACCAUUGUAAACUCUGUUAAGUUGAAUAUCAACGCAAUAAUACCAGUGGUGAAAGUCAUAGAUAAUGCCGAAAUAUUAGUUCUUUUGCAAGAAGUCGUCAAUGUGGUAACGAAAAUAAUGAAGAAGAUGCAUUCUUAAUCUCUUUUUUUUAUUUCAUAUAUUAUAAUAUAUAUAUA